AUGACAAGCUCUUCUUAUCCAUCCACAACCUCUACAACAACAUUCUCUUCGUUUUGGCAUUUAGUACAUGGAUGUACCUUUGUAUUGGCCUUACUAGAGUCCUUGUUUCACAUUGCUGCUGUGGUCAUGAUGGGUAUUUUACAAGAUUCCAUUCAAUUUGGAGCGUAUGAAUAUUUCAUUUCCAUGAUAGUGACAAGUAUCUUGUUAUUGGCACAAGCAGCCUUGUGUUUUCAAACCAUGUUCGGCCUCUUGAUGAAAUUUUAUCAAAUUUUGCAUGUAGCACCAAAUGUCAAAUUUUCUGACUCGACCAAAUUUGGAUUAUUGUCUUCCUACGUUUCCGUUUCUGGAAUUUCUUUGGGUCUUUGUUUGUAUCAAACAUUUCUCUUUGGAAUGUUUGAAAGAAUCACUCCCGUCGAUGUGUACAUUUAUCAAUGUGGAUUGGCAGCCUCUGUGGUUGGAUGUGUGAGUUCCUUGUUGUGUGUGAUUGAUUCAUCGGUUCGAUUGAAAUUAUUCUUUAAGGAAACGUUUGAAUCGAGAGGAGGGAAUGAGUUGGUGAGUUUAAUGACAGAACCAAACCAUUGA
Molecule: messenger RNA, 582 nt
Organism: Naegleria lovaniensis
Lineage: Eukaryota; Heterolobosea; Eutetramitea; Acrasida; Naegleriidae
Exons: 1
Coding region: 1-582 (193 amino acids)
Source: RefSeq, a predicted model, not a curated record